AUGUCCUAUGACCGCUACGUUGCCAUCUGCAAGCCCCUGCACUACGGGACCUUGAUGGACAGCAGAGCUUGUGCCACCAUGGCAGCAGCUGCCUGGGCCACUGGGGUUCUUUAUUCCCUGCUGCACACUGCCAACACAUUUUCACUGCCUCUCUGCCAAGGCAAUGCCAUCAAUCAGUUCUUCUGUGAAAUUCCCCAGAUCCUCAAGCUCUCCUGCUCAAAAUCCUAUCUCAGGGAAGUUGGGCUUAUUGUAUCUUGUGUCCCAUUGGAGCUUGGGUGUUUUGUUUUCAUUGUUGUGUCCUAUGUGCAGAUCUUCAGGGCCGUGCUGAGGAUGCCCUCUGAGCAGGGACGGCACAAAGCCUUCACCACAUGCCUCCCUCACCUGGCUGUGCUCUCCCUGUUUCUCAGCACUGGCAUGGUUGCCUACCUGAAGCUGCCCUCCAUCUCCUCCCCACUCCUGGACCUGGUGGUGGCAUUUCUGUACUCUGUGGUGCCUCCCGCACUGAAUCCUCUCAUCUAUAGCAUGCGGAACCAGGAGCUCAAGGAUGCAGUGAGGAAAAUGAUGUCAUGGACAAAUAUCAGCAGGGGUCGUUCUCUCAUCUGUCUGAAUAAAUGA
Molecule: messenger RNA, 615 nt
Organism: Meleagris gallopavo (turkey)
Lineage: Eukaryota; Metazoa; Chordata; Aves; Galliformes; Phasianidae
Source: RefSeq, a predicted model, not a curated record